AUGCACCUCUUCCUAAUAGUUUACACCUUGAUCGGGGUAGCCAUUGCCCAGAAUGUAUUCACUACAGGAACUUGUGUGACUGAGCGGGGAUGCGACCCCUUUCCUACUGGUUCACUUACACCUCCCACUACGAUAUCAAACACCAUUCAACUAACACUAACACGCAUUGUAACCGUCUGUCCUACAGCGACAGUCGUUGUAUUCAAUAGCACCUCAACCACAACUGGAACUCAGACUGUCAACUCAACUGUGGUCUCUGCUCUGCCUGUCACCCAGACGUCAUUUGUCACGACCAAUGUCACCACCACCGAUGAGGAAUUAGCUACUACUACUAUCACUUCGACAAGUACCAUGACAUUGACAGCUACCAUCCGACGCACAACUACUAUUCCCGCUACGUCAGGCUUUGUCCCCAUCGCUUCUGAACCUGGCUACCUCCCACGACGCCGUAACAAACGUGACGUUGACAAGUUAGCACCGACUGCUAAACCAACCCUGGAAAAGAGAUGCUGGCCAGAUAUCCGAUCUAUUGUCUGCAACACUACUAUCUUCACUUUGACCACCCAGACCAUUACCCGGGCUAGAUGUCGUCUGCCUCUACCUACUACAACAGUGACGCAGAACGUAACUGUCAACACUGCUACCACGACUGUUACUGCUACAGUUACUAGCACGCGGACUGAGAGUACAACAGUGAUGGCUACCGUGGAGAAUGUCAUUACUUCGACUACUACCUCGACUUGGACUUUCAUCACGAGGCCUAUCGACACGAAUACGACAUUCUUUGCGACCACCACUCUAGCUACUGCAACGACAUAUGCAGCAUGUCAAGCGAAUAAUCUCAUUAACUCAGCGAACGGAGGACAUUUCAUCUGGAACAUCAACUACGGCGGUUCACAGAACCAGAUUCAAGUGGGGAUUCCAGCACGGAAUGCUUACGAAUGUUGUGUAGCAUGCCAUCAAACACAAAACUGCAUCUGGUCUAACUUCCCCGGAUUCUGCGAAUUGGUCAUUGCAAACUCCUGCAAUCCCAACAGCAACUUCAACUCAUCAUUCAUCACUUCACCGGAUGUCAGGAGGGGAACGACGAUUAGUAAUGGUCCUUGUGGAUUUAUUGCCAAUGGGGGAGAUAUCCCUCUGGUUUAG
Molecule: messenger RNA, 1146 nt
Organism: Fusarium verticillioides 7600
Lineage: Eukaryota; Fungi; Ascomycota; Sordariomycetes; Hypocreales; Nectriaceae
Exons: 2
Coding region: 1-1146 (381 amino acids)
Source: RefSeq, a predicted model, not a curated record